Messenger RNA from Scaptodrosophila lebanonensis, 445 nucleotides. RefSeq lists its product as uncharacterized. The record is from RefSeq and is a predicted model, not a curated record. Bases 39 to 338 code for a protein of 99 amino acids. The transcript has a single exon. NCBI's taxonomy places the organism in Eukaryota, Metazoa, Arthropoda, Insecta, Diptera, Drosophilidae.
GUCAGUCUUAAACGAAACAAACUCGAGAAUUGUGAAACAUGAAGUGCAUUUACCUUUUCGUACUCUGCCUGUUGGCAGUCAACGCCGUCCCCCUCGACAACCCCACGGGUCAGCCAGGCUGUCAAACGGAGGAGGAGUUGUCGGUUGUCAAUUAUCGUCAUCUGCGUAAUAAGACUCUGUACUGGAUAUGCCAGGAGCAAGGCGUUCCUGCUGCACUCGGCCAGUGUCCAGUUGCCCAUGGCUGGCUGGAUGAUGUGAAGGAAUGUGUGCAUUUCUCCCUAUGGUACUGGACCCCAACGGUGCAGCCGCCAAGCCAGCCGGCUCAAGUAUCCGCUUAAAGAAUUUCGAUGCUUUCCGAAUUAUUAUGAUGUUUACAAACUGAAAUAAAAACAAUUGCGAAACGAAUAUGAAUUGGGUUUAAAUAAAUUUGAGCAUUUUAAAAUAA